Molecule: messenger RNA, 325 nt
Organism: Staurois parvus
Lineage: Eukaryota; Metazoa; Chordata; Amphibia; Anura; Ranidae
Source: the annotation of a GenBank genome assembly
UCCUGGGGCCCCCGGGCAAUGGGGGAUCAUGGGGCCCCUGUGUCCUUGCCCGAACUCAAAAAAGCCUAUGAAAAAGGUACCAGGGGCAUCUCAUGGGGCCCCCUACUGACCCCGGGCCCUCGGCAGUGCCCGAGUUUCCAAAUGGUCAGUCCGCCCCUGGUACGUAAUUUAAAAGACUAACCGGAGGCUGGUGUUCCUCCACUCCACUACUGGAAUGUGACUGGGCACUCCUACAUCAUCAUAUACAAUACAAAACCAGUAGCCUUAUCAGAAGUAUGGACAUGGUCUGUGGUCCUGCAUUGUACAUGUUGGCAUCAGAAAGAAG